Messenger RNA from Cheilinus undulatus (humphead wrasse), 2287 nucleotides. It is a transcript of the gene pspc1, whose product is annotated as paraspeckle component 1. Lineage: Eukaryota; Metazoa; Chordata; Actinopteri; Labriformes; Labridae. Gene Ontology annotation, molecular function: RNA binding. Bases 83 to 1678 code for a protein of 531 amino acids. The transcript is spliced from 10 exons. The record is from RefSeq and is a predicted model, not a curated record. Gene Ontology annotation, cellular component: nucleus. Gene Ontology annotation, biological process: regulation of DNA-templated transcription.
UGGACCGUCAACACUCCACCAGGCUUUCCUACAAAGUUAGUGCAAUUAAAAUAGCAAGCAUAAAGCUUCUUUUAAUACAAGCAUGGCUUCCCGAAACAUGCAACAACCCGGUAUGCAGAGUAGCGACUCUCCUCAGCCGGCGAAACAGGGGACAGACUCCCCGGCCCCGGAGCAGACCCCGGCGAACAAAGACAGCCCAGCACCCCCGCAACAGCCUCAACAAUCCCCCGCAGCCGAACAAACAGAGGCAGCCGCCGAGGGAAGCGAUGAUGCCCCUCGAGAAAUGACUCUGGAUAUCACAAGUUUUCGGAAGCCGGGUGAGAAGACGUUCACCCAACGGUCGCGGCUGUUCGUGGGGAAUCUGCCGUUGGACAUCCCGGAGGAAGAGUUCCGAAAAAUGUUUGCUAAAUAUGGGAGUAUAAACGAGAUUUUCAUCAAUAGAGACCGGGGAUUCGGCUUCAUUUGCCUGGAAACCCGGACUCUUGCAGAGAUUGCCAAAGCUGAACUGGAUGGAACCAUACUGAAGAACGGACGACCAAUGAGGAUCCGCUUUGCCACGCACAAUUGUGCCCUCACAGUUCGCAACUUGUUACCUGUCGUGACUAAUGAGCUUCUGGAGCAGGCCUUUUCUCAGUUUGGACCAGUGGAAAGGGCGAUUGUCGUGACAGAUGACCGGGGUCGUCCCACCGGGAGAGGGAUUGUGGAGUUUGCAAACAAACAAGCUGCAAGAAAAGCCCUGGAGCGCUGCACAGAGGGAGCUCUGCUGCUGACCACCACGCCUUGUCCAGCCAUUGUAGAGCCUGCAGAGCACUUUGACGAGGAGGAUGGACUGUCUGAAAAACUGAUGCAGAAAACUCCCAAGUACCACAAGGAACGGGAGCAGCCACCACACUUUGCUCAGCCAGGGACGUUUGAGUUUGAAUACUCUUCUCGAUGGAAAGCUCUUCAUGAGAUGGAGAAACAGCAGAGAGAGGUGGUUGACAGGAACAUUCGAGAGGCCAAAGAGAAACUGGAGGCUGAGCUGGAGUCGGCCAAACAUGAACAUCAACUCAUGUUAAUGAGACAAGAUCUAAUGAGACGUCAGGAGGAGCUGAGGAGGCUAGAAGAGCUCCGCAAUCAGGAGCUACAGAGACGAAAGCAGAUAGAGAUGAGGCAUGAGGAGGAGAGGAGGCGGAGAGAGGAGGAGAUGAUGAGACACAGAGAGCAGGAGGAUAUGAGACGCCACCCAGAUGGCUUUAAACCAAACUACAUGGACAACAGAGAACAGGAAAUGAGAGUGGGUGAGCUGGGCCCUCGUGGAGCCAUAAAUAUGGGAGAUGGCUUUAACCAGGCCUCUGUCGGGCCCAGUGCUAACCAGGGUCAAAUGAUGGGCAUGAGUGGAAGGGGAGGAGCGGUUGGCCCAGAGGGAACUCCUAAUAUGGGGACACCAGUGAUGUCUGAUAAUGGAGCCAUGCGGAACGAUAGAUUCCCGCAAGCUGGAUCCAUGGAGGGCCGACAGGUCGAGUCCCCAAAACAACAGCAACAACAGCAGCUGCAGCAGCAGCAGCAGCAGCUGCAGCAGCAGCAGCUGCAGCAGCAGUCAUUGGGCCCUCAGGUUGGACAAGCUCCAGGAUUUGCAAGGGGAAGCCCAGUAGGGGGAGUCUUUGACGGGCCAAAUAACAAACGCCGCAGAUUCUAGCUUCUUAAUAGUAACCUGACAUGGAAAUACGGUUCUCUUGGAUCUGUUACUGCCAAUACCAGCUUGUUUGUCCUUAUUUUGACUUAAUUCCCUUCCUGUGUUUUGGGUAACCUGGCUGACAAAUGAGACAGUUUUUUUUGCAUUUGUAUGUCUUUUUAUUUUUUAUUUUACUGGAAGGGGAAUUAACUUGGAUUCAUAAGCUGUAGGAUUAUGCCUUGUCCAAUCACUUCUGCUGUGUUUUACCUUUUUCCCUGAUAUUCUCCUCAGCGUUUUCCUUGGGAAAACCUGUUUUGUGUCUGUUGUGUGGCUGACUGGUCUUGGAUACAUCAUUAAGCUGCUUUAGGGAAGUGAUGUUUCAAAUAAGACUAACUACUUUGGACUUUAUAAGUGCAAAAAUCACCAACUUCACAAACGGUGAAAUAUUUCAUAUCCCUUACAAUGAAAGGGAUAAAGCGAAUUAACAGAUGCAGCUUUCAGUCAAACUCUCCUGUUCAAGCGUACUGUGACUCUUGGCCAAUAAUGUGUUCAGUCAAACAGUGAGUGAAUGUUUUUGCAGCUUGAGUGCAUCUUGUGUUGAUGAUUAAAAGGAAUAAAAGAUUUAUAGAAAGA